Messenger RNA from Hordeum vulgare subsp. vulgare (domesticated barley), 2388 nucleotides. RefSeq names its product proton pump-interactor BIP103. Bases 220 to 2088 code for a protein of 622 amino acids. Lineage: Eukaryota; Viridiplantae; Streptophyta; Magnoliopsida; Poales; Poaceae. The transcript has 8 exons. The record is from RefSeq and is a predicted model, not a curated record.
GAAGAACGAAGCAAGGAGACGAGAUAUACAGUAGCAAGGAAAAAAACCAUUCCACGUAUUUAUAACCCCGCUUCCAGUUCCGGGCACGCAGCCCAAACCCCCCACACACCGCCUCCCCCCCAUCCCCUCCCAAAUCCCAUCCAGCCAGAUUUGGCCGCUGCCCCGCCGCCAGAUCGGAGCGCGGCCCCGGUCCGAUCCCGCUCGUCCCUCCACAGGGACAUGGGAAUGGAGGUCGUCGGAGCUGAAGCUGCACCAGCACAGGUUAAAGUAGCUGAUGAGGAAGUGGCCCUUUUCCAAGACAAGGAAAGUCAAGCGACUGCAAGGGAGCGUGAGGAAGCAGCUGUUUUUGGUUCAGACAAUGGCAAAGCUGCGGCAAAUGCCCCAAAUGGCUCUGACAUGGCACCUCCAAAGGAUGCAGCGGAUGAGUGGCCUGAGCCGAAGCAAACUUACACAUUCUACUUUGUCAAGGUCCGCUCAUUUGAGGACCCUAAGCUGAGAGCAAAACUUGAGCAGGCUGAGAAGGACUUCCAAAAUAAGAUCCAAGCUCGGUCCAAGAUUAUUGAGGCUAUAAAAGCUAAGAAGACUGAGCGCGCUGCUGUUCUUGCUGAGCUAAGGCCGCUGAGUGCUGAGAACAGGCAAUAUAAUGAAGCCUUUAAUGAGAAGUUGGAGGAGAUGAAGCCUUUCAGAAACCGUUUAGGCAAGUUCCGUGACGAAAAUAACGCUAUGCGGGCGGAGAGUGCAGGCUUGUGCUCUUCACUCGAAGAGCUUGAGCAUGAGAUCAAGAGAUUGAAUCACCGCAUAAGUCAUGAGAGCAUAUCUUUAGACGAGGAGAAGCGGCUUAUCAAAGAAAUUAAGACCCUUGAAAAAACCAGGCCGAAGGUCAGUUCCAAUGCUGCUAAACGAGCUAAAAUGCAAGAUACAGUUGUUGAAAGAGAUGCCAUACAGGAUCAGGUGAAAAUCAUCGGGGAUGGUAUAGAUGGAGUAAAGAAGGAGCGACAAGCGGUCAGGUCUAAGAUUAAGGUCCUGGAUGAUGAGAUGAAGGUUGUUGAUGGCGAGAUUGCUUUGCUUCAAGAAGAUUUAAAUGCGGCUACCGCCAGAAAGGAUAAAGCAUACGAGUCAUUGACCGAAUUGAGAAAAUUGCGUGAUCUUGCUAAUGCAUCCUUCCAUCAAAACCGCAUAGUCCUGAACAAAGCCAGGGAUUAUUCUUCUAGGAAUGAGGUGGAAGAAUUGCAAGAGCUUCACAAAACUGAGGUUGAGAAGUUCAUGACACAGUGGUGCAGCAGCAAGACCUUUAGAGAGGACUAUGAGAAGAGGAUUCUCACUUCACUCAAUGGACGACAGCUGACCCGAGAUGGCCGGAUGAGGAAUCCUGAUGAGAAGCCCAUAUUUAUCGAAACACAGCAGCCAGUAGCACAAGAGCCUGUCCCAUUGAAAGCACCUUUGAAACAAGCAAAGGAAGCUGCUGCUCCUCAAGUUGUCGCUCCCAAAGAAGAGCCCCUUGCAAAAGCAUCUGCCAAGUCAGCUAAGGUAAAAGCUUCUGUGGAUGCUGAUGAUGAUGCCUAUGAGGCUGAGCCUCCAAAGGAGAAGCCGAAGCCUAAAGAGGUUGAUGUAGCAAAGUUGAAAGAGAUCAAGAGACAGGAGGAAAUCGAGAAGAAUAAACUUGCUUUGGAAAGGAAGAAGAAGCAGGCUGAGAAGCAAGCAGCGAAGGCUGCAGCCCGAGCACAAAAGGAAGCCGAGAAGAAGCUCAAGAAAGAGGAGAAGAAAACCAAGAAGAAAACUGAGCCAGCUGAUACCGACGAGCCAACUGACUCGGACACCAAGUCUGAUGAGGCAGCAGAAGCCCAAGCAGAGGAUGAGUUUACUCCAACCACAUUGAACAAAGAACAGAAGCAGAACGUACGGCCCCGGAAUGUAGUCACCAAGACCAAGGCCCCGCUGCCAAAGGCGAUCCUGAAGAGGAAGAAAGCCCAGUCGUACCGGUCAUGGGCCACCCCAGCCGUGGUGAUAUCCGCCGUGGCCGUGCUCGUCGCCCUGCUCGCGGCGCUGGGCUACUACCAGUACUACCGCCCGGCGAGCACCAGCAACUGAUGUAAGGAAAAGGCCCGUGCACCCGCCGCCCUCGAGUAUGAAUCUUACUAGACCAAUUUUGCAGGUGAGAGCAACAGAGUGCGUGGUCUGCCGAAGACCUGAAUGAACUGAAAAGACUGGAGAAGCUAUUCGUUUCUGUUCUGUUUGUUGGGUGGAGUCAGAUAAAAAGUUGCAGUUAAUUUUGGUUGGCACAGUUAAUUUCGACCGGUACUUGUACUGCCAGUGAACUCAGUUGUACUUUAAAGUGGAGAAUAGAUUGCCAUAUGAAAUAAGUAUGCAUGUAAACAUGCUGUUUGUGUA